This is a messenger RNA of Trematomus bernacchii (emerald rockcod), 3436 nucleotides long. RefSeq names its product karyopherin alpha 1 (importin alpha 5) (gene kpna1). NCBI's taxonomy places the organism in Eukaryota, Metazoa, Chordata, Actinopteri, Perciformes, Nototheniidae. The transcript is spliced from 14 exons. The record is from RefSeq and is a predicted model, not a curated record. Gene Ontology annotation, biological process: NLS-bearing protein import into nucleus; postsynapse to nucleus signaling pathway. Gene Ontology annotation, cellular component: nucleus; cytoplasm; nucleoplasm. Gene Ontology annotation, molecular function: protein binding; nuclear import signal receptor activity. The coding region runs from base 110 to 1747 and encodes 545 amino acids.
GGGAUAGUUUGACAUCGCGCAUGCGCAGUGUCAUACCGGCGACGGCUGUACAAACGGUGGCCUAGCGAAUAAUAAGUGGAUUAUAGAGCCCAAUUUGACAGGCUACACAAUGAGUCAGGGUAAGGACAAUGCACGACUCAAGAGCUACAAGAACAAGUCCCUCAACACAGAUGAAAUGAGAAGAAGGAGGGAAGAGGAAGGCCUACAGCUUCGGAAACAGAAGAAGGAUGAACAGCUCUUUAAGAGGAGGAAUGUUGCCACAGUGGAGGAUGACGGCCUCCCCGAGGAGGAUGGGAUGGCCGAUAGCGGCUACCUGGAGUCCCAGGCUAACAACAUGGAUCCAAACACGGGUGGAGUGAUCUCUGAAGACAUGACUCAGAUGAUCUUCUCCAGUAGUCCUGAGCAGCAGCUAAUAGGCACUCAGCGCUUUAGGAAACUGCUUUCUAAAGAACCCAACCCACCCAUCGAUGAAGUCAUCGCCACUUCAGGCGUGGUGGAGCGCUUUGUUGAGUUCCUGAAGAGGAAAGAAAACUGUACACUUCAGGUACAUUUCCACAGUCUGCAGUUUGAGGCUGCGUGGGUGUUGACUAACAUCGCAUCGGGGACAUCCCAUCAGACUCGGGUGGUGAUCCAGGCAGGAGCUGUGCCCAUUUUCAUAGAGAUGCUCAGCUCGGAUUUCGAAGACGUACAGGAACAGGCAGUGUGGGCCUUGGGAAACAUAGCAGGAGACAGCACAGAAUGCAGAGACUUUGUCAUAGACUGCAACAUCCUGCCUUCCCUGGUGCAGUUAUUGGCCAAACAGAACCGUCUAACAAUGAUGAGGAAUGCAGUGUGGGCGCUCUCAAACCUGUGCAGAGGAAAAAACCCACCUCCGGACUUCGCUAAGGUGUCCCCGUGUCUCAGUGUGCUGUCCUGGCUGCUGUUCGUCAAUGACACAGACAUCCUGGCUGAUGCAUGCUGGGCACUCUCCUACCUAUCUGACGGCCCCAACGACAAAAUCCAGGCUGUUAUUGACUCAGGAGUCUGUCGCAGGCUGGUGGAGCUACUGCUGCACUCUGACUAUAAGGUGGUAUCUCCUGCACUGAGAGCUGUUGGGAACAUAGUCACAGGAGAUGAUCUGCAGACACAGGUGAUUUUGAACUGUUCGGCGCUGCAGUCCCUCCUGCACCUCCUGAGCAGCCCCAAGGAGUCCAUCAAGAAGGAAGCGUGCUGGACCAUCUCCAACAUCACCGCAGGGAACCGAGCACAAAUACAGAUGGUGAUGGAUGCCGACCUGCUGCCUCCUCUCAUCACCAUCCUGCAGGUCGCAGAGUUUCGCACAAGGAAGGAGGCAGCCUGGGCCAUCACCAACGCCACCUCAGGGGGCUCUGCAGAGCAAAUUAGGCACAUUGUGGAUCUCGGCUGUAUAAAACCUCUCUGUGACCUGCUCACACUCAUGGACUCCAAAAUAGUUCAGGUGGCUCUCAACGGCCUGGAGAACAUCCUGCGACUGGGAGAGCUGGAGGCCAAGAGGGGGGGGGGCAUCAACCCCUAUUGUGCCCUCAUCGAAGAGGCCUACGGCCUGGACAAGUUGGAGUUCCUGCAGGGCCACGAGAACCAGGAGAUCUACCAGAAGGCCUUCGACCUGAUCGAGCGCUACUUCAACACCGAGGACGAGGACCCGGCUCUGGCCCCGGCCGUGGACCUGCAGCAGCAGCAGUUCCUCUUCCAGCAGUGCGAGGCCCCCAUGGAAGGCUUCCAGCUAUAAUGCUAAAAACCCUUUCCUCCCCAUGUGCUCCACCUCCAUCCUCAUCUCUCUCUCUCUCUCUCUGCCCACUGCCACGAUCAAGGGGUUUGGAUGACCCCUCCCCUCCCCUCCUGAGAUCCAAUCAUAACCAUGAUUAUGUGACGUUGCAGGAGCGUGUGCGAGUACGUCUGAUGUGGGUGGAGUUCUGCAGUCCUGUCAGCCAGUUUGUGAAGGUUUCACUCAUUCUCACGUCACCCUCACCUUCCUGCUCAGCUGAUUGUCCUCGUAACACCCCCCCUCUCCUGUCGUACUGUUAGGAUUCCCUCAGCUCCCCCCCUAAAUGAAAAGCACUCUUCCUGACCCGGUGGGAGUUCGUAGGACUGCACUGCUUGUCUGAUUGAAGCAUUAAUGACUCACAAGACAGACAAACAUGGACGUGAUUUUUUUUACUCCGUCUUCCUCACAUGGAGAAGAACGAUGUAACCUAAACACUGGACUGACCAUGAGACGUUGACCACAUGUGACUGUGGUCUUUGGACUGAGCUGCGUUGACCACAUGUGACUGUGGUCUUUGGACUGAGCUGCGUUGACCACAUGUGACUGUGGUCUUUGGACUGAGCUGCCCACAGUACAACCCACGGACUCAACUGACCUCUACUAAAGGCACUUAGACACGCCAUAAAUGAGGUGUUUUCCCUCGCCUCCUCUGGAUAAGCCACCACAGGGAAUUAGGAACUUGACUGUCGCUGAGGGGCGGAGUUUGGCUGCUUGCGUUCCCUCUUGGAAACCAUCAUGCAUUCUUUUGAUCCAGUAGUGGGUCUUUCCACUUCAUGUGACGUCAUUAGCCCUGUGGAUUCAUGGGAAUUGGAGUCUUCCCUCGCACUGAGACAUUUAGACAGACUUGGACAAAACAGACUAUUUAACCCCGGGAUCUGUCCAGCAGCAGAGCAGCGGGAUAUUUUAUUUUAUUUUUUAUUAUCUUACCAUAAUUGCAUUUCAUUUGCAGCACUUUAGUUCUGGACUGACGCCUGCUCUUCGAGAAUAUACCGUUGUUUUAUUACGUUAACUAUUUCAUUGGUUGAUGACGCAGCUCUUCCCUCCUCAGGCGUAAAGGAGUCCGGAUGCUCGGUCCCCUUCUGGUUUCACAAGGAUUACAAUGUACUUUGCUGACUGUUCCCACAGAAAGGACUCGUCGUGGACUGAAAACUCCUAGCACACUAAUUACAAUCAGUAGAUCAUGCUGCCUCGGCAAAGCUAGAAGAACUAUAUUGUAACAAAGUAAAUCUUGGAAAAUUGGCUGUUUAGCUGUGCAGUCUAAAUGUCUUUCCAACACAUGUUCAGGUAGUAUUUUCCAAUUUGAUCAUGCCAAAUCAUCAAUACCAGCUAUUGGGUCUCAAAUUAGUCUUUUAAAGAAAAAGCUAUUAUUUGUUUAAGUUGGGUUUAGCAUCCGUCAUGUUGCUGAUGGUGCCAUAAUCCUCAUUCUACAGGAACUUUUCCAGAUGAUUUGAUGACAACUCCAGAUGAAAAACAUACUGGAGAUCACCUUAGUUAGCAAAGCUGAAUGUUUGUUUACCAAGUCCUCCUAACAUUGCUUACUUUUAUCAAAUCUCUGCAGGAGAUGACCAGCUCUACAUGUUAAUUACUGUUUGUUGUAUUGAGUUUGUGCAACUGUCCCCUGUUAUGCCAUUUGCAUAAAAGCUGUUUCAUGAA